CAAAUUGAUACUCAAAAAAUUUGUGACCAAGCAAACAACUUUCCUUUGAUGCUAUAAAUAUAUUGCCUAAAACCAUCAUUGGAUAAGAAAAUCGCCAUAUCUAUACAAACAGAGGUUUUCUAAUCUAAUCACCUUAGCUAUAUAUAAAAAAAGAAAAAACAUCAAUGGCCAAUCCAAAGUCUGUGCUUCCUUUGUAUGAAAAAAAUUGGUACAAACACACUUACAAAAGAGUGUUGGAUAGCAUAAUUUUAAUCCUUCUUUUGUUGCUGCUUGGUUACCGUCUUGUAUCUGUCAACAACUACUCUCUUCCUUGGUUUGUUGCUUUCAUGUGUGAAUGUUGGUUCACCUUAGGUUGGAUUUUCACCAUGUCCACUCAAUGGAAUCCUGCUCUUGUCAAAACCUACCCUCAACGUCUCCUCCAAAGUGUAGAAGAACUCCCAGCGGUGGAUAUAUUUGUGACAACAGCAGACGAGGAGUUAGAACCACCAAUCAUCACAGUAAACACAGUGUUAUCACUACUAUCACUCGAUUAUCCAUCUCACAAACUAUCUUGUUACGUUUCCGAUGAUGCUUGUUCUCCUCUAAUCUUCUACGCUCUUCAACAAGCUUCCAAUUUCGCAAAACAUUGGGUCCCUUUUUGUAAAAAGUACAACGUACAAAUUCGAGCUCCAUUUAGAUACUUCAAUGAUGACAACGACGAGUGCACCACAAAUAAUGAAGAAUUCAGACAAGAAUGGUUGCAGAUGAAGGAUAUGUAUGAAAAUCUUAGCCGGGAAAUAGAUGUGGACCCAAAAUCGAUUCCAAGCUUACUUGAAAGAGAGUUUGCAAUUUUCUCAAAUACAAAUCGGACAAAUCAUCCCGCUAUUAUUAAGGUUAUAUUGGAGAACAAGGAAAUGGUUGAAAAUGGAUUGCCACAUUUAAUCUACAUAUCUAGAGAGAAGAGGCCAAAGCAACCGCAUCAUUUCAAAGCCGGUGCAAUGAAUGUCUUGACAAGAGUCUCCGGCUUGAUUACCAAUGCACCAUUCAUGUUAAACGUCGAUUGUGACAUGUUUGUAAACAAUCCAAAGAUUGUUCAACAUGCGAUGUGCAUUUUACUUGACUCAAGGGGAGAAAAAGAAGUUGCUUUUGUUCAGUGUCCUCAACAAUUCUACGCUACACUUAAAGACGAUCCUUUUGGAAAUCAGAUGACGAUUCUGUAUAAGUAUCUUAUGGCUGGAUUAGCAGGACUCCAAGGACCUUUUUACGGUGGAACAAACUGUUUUCAUAGAAGAAAAGUUAUGUAUGGUCUUUCUUCUGAUGACGUGGAAAAUGGGUCAAACAAAUUAUCUGAGGAGGAAUUAAAACAAAAAUUUGGAGCUUCCAAUGAACUUAUAAAAUCAGUUGUUCAUACUUUGGAAAGGAGGACUUAUUCACCUAGUGACAUUAAUGUUAAGAAAACAGUUGAAGAAGCUAAUCAUGUUGCUUGUUAUGGAUAUGAAUAUGGAGCUUCCUGGGGUAAACAGGUUGGUUGGAUGUAUGGAUCAAUAGCAGAAGAUAUCUUAACUGGAUUGACAAUGCACGAAAAAGGUUGGAGAUCGGAGUUAUGUACACCGGAUCCAGUUGCUUUCACAGGUUGUGUUCCAAGUGAUAACAUAACAAAUAUGUCACAACAUAAGAGAUGGGUCACUGGAUUGCUUGGAAUCUUCUUUAGCAAGCAUUGUCCUAUUUUUGGAACAAUUUUUACUAAACUUUCUUUUAGAGAAUUCUUAGCUUAUAUGUGGAUCAUUAAUUGGGGCAUCAAUCCAUUUGUGCAAGUAUGCUACUCUUGUCUAAUUGCUUAUUGCAUCAUUAUCAACUCCUAUUUCUUGCCAAAGGAUCAAGGCAUAUAUAUUCCUAUAACACUAGUUGUGAUUUACAAUGUAUAUACUCUAUAUGAAUAUUUGGCUUCAGGGUUGUCAAUUAGAGCAUGGUGGAACAAUGAAAGAAUGUCAAGAAUAUCACCUAUGAAUGCUGGAUUCUGUGGAUUUAUUACUAUGUUACUAAAAUUAUUGGGAGUAUCCAACAUUGUUUUCAACAUAACAAAGAAAGACCUUCCCCCAUUUAGCGAGGAUACACAAGAUAAGAAUGUUGGUAGAUACACAUUCGACGAGUCGUUGGUUUUUUUGCCGGGAACUACUAUCUUAUUGAUGCAAUUAACAGCAAUAUUUAUCAAGUUGUUGGGGUUUCAAAAACAAGGCUUAAGGGGGAGUUAUGAGUGUGGAAUGGUUGAAAUGUUAUGUAGUGUCUACUUGAUCAUAUGUUACUGGCCAUUUCUUAGAGGAUUGUUUGAGACAGGAAAAUAUGGGAUUCCUUUGUCUACAAUAUGCAAAGGAGGAACUUUGACGUGUUUGUUUGUCUUUCUAUGCAGAAGGACAAUUUCUGGUUGAUAUGUGUUAUUUAGGAUGUAAAUGUCUUCACCAUGUGUCACAAUAUUUGUUUAGAGAUUUAUUUAUAAAUUGUAAAUCAUUUGCAAAGUGUAGCAUUUGUCCGAGGGUAAAAGCUAUGCACUUGUUGGUUCCUGUUUGAGAAGAAUUUCAUUAACAAAAUACAACUUAUUCUUUUUGCAA
This is a messenger RNA of Lathyrus oleraceus (garden pea), 2585 nucleotides long. RefSeq names its product cellulose synthase-like protein B4. The record is from RefSeq and is a predicted model, not a curated record. Gene Ontology annotation, biological process: cellulose biosynthetic process. Gene Ontology annotation, molecular function: cellulose synthase (UDP-forming) activity. The coding region runs from base 165 to 2405 and encodes 746 amino acids. Lineage: Eukaryota; Viridiplantae; Streptophyta; Magnoliopsida; Fabales; Fabaceae. The transcript is spliced from 9 exons. Gene Ontology annotation, cellular component: membrane.